This is a messenger RNA of Anolis carolinensis (green anole), 5715 nucleotides long. It is a transcript of the gene sec24c, whose product is annotated as SEC24 homolog C, COPII coat complex component. Gene Ontology annotation, molecular function: SNARE binding; zinc ion binding. The transcript is spliced from 25 exons. Lineage: Eukaryota; Metazoa; Chordata; Lepidosauria; Squamata; Anolidae. Bases 184 to 3723 code for a protein of 1179 amino acids. Gene Ontology annotation, cellular component: COPII vesicle coat; endoplasmic reticulum exit site. Gene Ontology annotation, biological process: intracellular protein transport; endoplasmic reticulum to Golgi vesicle-mediated transport; COPII-coated vesicle cargo loading. The record is from RefSeq and is a predicted model, not a curated record.
CAGCUCGAGGAAGAGCCAGCCGAGCAGGAAGGAAGAGAAGAGAGAGAGAGGGAGGGAGGACCCACUUCCGGCGCGGGAGGCUGGCGCUGCGGGUCUCGGAACCGGAAGUCGGCGCAGGAGGCCUCUCGACACCAGGAAAGGGAGCCGGCCUGGGGUGAAGUCUAGUCUGGGGAUGUAAACACAAUGAGUGUAAACCCGCAGACUCACACAGGGCCACCCUAUGGGCAACCACAGCCUGGUUAUCCAGGAUACCUGCAGCCUGGUUAUGGAGGGCAACCAAUCCCAAGUGUUCCUGCCUCUCAGUAUGGUGCUUAUAAUGGGCCAAUGACAGGAUAUCAGGCCACAGGUCCACCACAAGGUUAUUUUCCUACACUGGGGUUUUCUUCUAAGGGCUCUCCUGUGUCUCUCGAUUCUGAUGCUUCUUUUGCUCCUAACUUCUUAGGUUCUCUAAGAACUCCUGCCACUUCUGGAGCAGCUGCAUCAACACCUGGAACAUCAGUUCCUCCUGGGCAACCUCUUUAUAGUCAGUUUGGACAAGGAGAUGUACAUAAUGGGAUUCCUGCUUCUACAGUUCAGUUGCAAAGGCCUCCUCAGCAGUUUAUGCCUGGCACAGCAUCAGCUCCUCCUACGCAGCCAGCAACUUUCCAGCAAUAUGGGCUACCUCCAACAAGUACACAGCAGCUGACCAAUCAUAUGGCUGGAAUGCAGAUAGGCGGUACUUCAGCAUCUGUUCCUGCCCUAGCAGGACUGAGCUACGGUCCCCCAACAUCAGUUCCACCUGCCUCAGGAAGUUUUACAGCAACUGGAGCUGGGCAAUAUGUAUCAUAUGCAAACCAAGGACCACCACCUCCUAACAUACCCCAAGGAUUGCCUCCCACAAGCUUGUCUCAGGGUCAUCCUGUGGCACAGGCUGCCGUUUCUGGUCCUCCAUCAGCCCCACACCUUUCCUCUCAACCUCCUGGGUUUGGCCCACCACCUCUUUCUUCUGGGAUUGGAGCUUCCAGUUAUGCUCCUGCUGCAGGGAUUUCAAGGCCUCCCACAAUGCCAGCUGGAUCCUUGCCUGGUCAGGCAGUUAGUGGGCUUAUCACGUCCCAACCAAAUCAUGUGACGUCACCACCACCCCAGCCAUCUAUGACAGGGCCACUUCCUGGACCACCAAUGGCAGGCUUUCAAGGACCACCUCCCACUCAUCCUUCCCAGCCAGCAUAUACGCCACAACAAAAUGGAUCCUUUGGACAAAAUCGAGGAAAUCAGCCAAAUUAUGGUGCUGCUUAUUCUGGGCCAGCAAAUUAUGGGAGUCCACCUGCACCAGCACCUCCACCAAAACGUCUAGAUCCAGACUCCAUUCCUAGUCCACAACUUAAUGAGCUGCCACCUCAGCAGAAACCCAGACACAGGAUAGAUCCUGAUGCAAUUCCUAGCCCAAUUCAGGUAAUUGAAGAUGACAGGAAUAAUCGUGGGUCAGAGCCAUUUGUAACUGGAGUCCGUGGACAAGUACCACCCCUCGUCACUACCAAUUUCUUGGUCAAAGAUCAAGGUAAUGCAAGUCCACGGUACAUAAGAUGUACAUCAUAUAACAUCCCUUGCACUUCAGAUAUGGCUAAACAGUCACAAGUUCCUCUUGCUGCAGUCAUAAAGCCUUUGGCAUCACUUCCUACAGAAGAAACUCCUCCUUAUUUAGUGGACCAUGGAGAAUCAGGCCCUAUCCGGUGUAAUAGGUGCAAAGCCUAUAUGUGCCCUUUUAUGCAAUUUAUUGAGGGUGGAAGACGGUUCCAGUGCUGCUUCUGUAGCUGUGUCACUGAGGUGCCAUCCCACUAUUUCCAGCACUUGGAUCACACAGGCAGGCGAGUGGACUACUAUGACAGACCUGAGUUAUCAUUGGGAUCAUAUGAGUUCCUGGCAACUGUGGAUUACUGCAAGAAUAACAAGUAUCCUAACCCUCCUGCUUACAUUUUCAUGAUUGAUGUAUCAUAUAAUGCUAUAAGGAGUGGCCUGGUGAGGUUGAUUUGUGAAGAGCUGAAGACUCUCUUGGACUACUUGCCGAGAGAAGGAAACAUGGAAGAUUCGGCUAUCCGUGUGGGCUUUGUCACCUACAACAAAGUUCUGCACUUUUAUAAUGUGAAGUCCUCUUUGGCGCAACCACAAAUGAUGGUGGUGUCAGAUGUGGCAGAUAUGUUUGUGCCUCUGCUUGAUGGUUUCCUGGUUAAUGUCAAUGAGUCCCGCACAGUUUUCACAAGUUUACUAGACCAGAUUCCUGAAAUGUUUGCUGAUACAAGAGAGACAGAAACAGUGUUUGGUCCAGUGAUUCAGGCUGGCAUGGAAGCUUUAAAGGCAGCGGAGUGUGCAGGCAAACUCUUCAUAUUUCACACAUCACUGCCUAUUGCAGAAGCCCCAGGAAAACUGAAGAACAGAGAUGAUAAGAAGCUGAUAAAUACUGAUAAAGAAAAGACGCUAUUUCAGCCUCAGACGGCAUUCUACAAUAACUUGGCCAAGGAGUGUGUAGCACAAGGCUGCUGUGUGGAUCUCUUCCUUUUUCCUAACCAGUAUCUGGAUGUGUCUACCUUAGGGGUUGUUCCAUAUCAGACAGGUGGCUCCCUUUAUAAAUACACCUUUUUCCAGGUGGAAACGGAUCAAGAGCGCUUCUUAAAUGAUUUGCGUAGAGAUGUUCAGAAAGAAGUUGGCUUUGAUGCUGUGAUGAGGGUACGCACAAGCACUGGUAUUCGGGCAACAGACUUCUUUGGAGCUUUCUAUAUGAGCAACACAACAGACGUCGAACUGGCAGGUCUAGACUGUGACAAAACCAUCACAGUAGAGUUCAAACAUGAUGAUAAACUAAAUGAAGAAAGUGGGGCACUUCUUCAGUGUGCUGUAUUGUAUACAAGUUGUGCAGGACAGAGGCGGCUGCGUAUUCAUAACCUCUCCUUGAGCUGCUGCACACAGCUGGCUGAUCUUUACCGAAACUGUGAGACGGACACACUUAUCAACUACUUAGCCAAAUUCGCAUAUCGAGGCAUUCUAAACAAUCCAGUCAAGACAGUGAGAGAUACUUUGAUCAAUCAGUGUGCCCAGAUCUUGGCUUGCUAUCGGAAAAACUGUGCCAGUCCCUCUUCUGCUGGACAGUUGAUUCUUCCUGAAUGCAUGAAACUACUCCCUGUGUAUCUCAACUGUGUUUUGAAAAGUGAUGUACUCCAGCCUGGCUCUGAAGUCACUACGGAUGACCGCUCCUAUAUCCGUCAGCUUGUCACCUCAAUGGAUGUGGCAGAAACAAAUGUUUUCUUCUACCCUAGACUCUUACCACUGACCAAAGUAGACUUCAACAGCGAUUCCUUACCAACAGCAAUCAGAAAUUCUGAAGAGCGUCUCUCCAAGGGUGAUAUAUACCUGCUAGAAAAUGGACUGAAUAUAUUCUUGUGGGUAGGAGUAAAUGUUCAGCAGGGUCUGAUCCAAAACCUCUUCGGAGUUUCAUCAUUCAGCCAGAUUAACAGCUCUAUGUGUGUGCUACCAAUUUUGGAUAAUCCCUUUUCAAAGAGAGUACGAUCCAUCAUUGAAAUGUUCCAGUCUCAAAGGCCACACUAUAUGAAGCUCAUGAUUGUGAAGCAAGAAGACAAAUUAGAUCUGCUGUUCAAACACUUUUUGGUGGAAGAUAAGAGCAUGAAUGGGGGGGCUUCCUAUGUGGAUUUUCUCUGUCACAUGCACAAGGAGAUUCGCCAGUUGCUGAGCUAGAGUUGGAGUUAUGCUGGAUUCCAGCACUGACACUUCUGUGUUCACUAAUCGCCUGGUGAAUGGGCCCGACUCUUUCAGAACAAUAUAGAAACCUGUACAAUUCCAUAAUUUUUAAUAUACUGUGCGUAACAGUUUCAGUAUCUCCCAUGCCCUUUGAGAGAGUGAGACUUGGACAGAUCAAACACAUACUUAGGGUGGAGGAAAUUCUUUGAUUCCAGGUCUUAAGCCUGUGUCUCUCUCACUGUGCUUGGCAGGUUUUGACACCCUCUGCCUCCCACCACCCCAAUUCUGUUAUAAAAAAUGUCUUUUGAAUUCACUGUACAUGAUUCAGCAUCAGGAGAAAAAAAUGACUGCUUCUCAAAACUACACAGUGGCUGCUAUAUUUGCUCAUGUGAUAAUCUAAAUGAAAAGAAGCAAUAUAGGGAAACGUGGAUGGCAGACCUUGCUGGAUAUAGCAAGAGAGAGAUGCUGAAUAUAGCAAGAGAGAGAUGCUGGAUAUAGCAAGAGAGAGAUGCAGGAUAUAGCAGUCAAGCAACUUCUUUAUAUCUGGGGUGGAAGUAAUAUACUGUGAACAAAUUACAGUGGGGUGUUUUAGAAAACAUCACCUGCUCUCCAAGCCAGGGAAGCAGAGUAGACAUGCCUCCACUGUAGCUGUGUUGCUAUGCAUAUCUGCCUUGGAGUAAGUGGGUGGUAUGGAGCAGGUGCUGUCUCUGGAAAAGUGUUAUGAACAUACAUUGCCACCACCCUUUCUGGGAAACAGUAUCCUUUUCCCCCUUUUGCCAGUGUCUUCUUAAUUUAGUGCCUGUUGCCUCUUUCCAUUUAUGUGCAAGGGUUUUUCUUGGAAUAUUUUCUUAAGAUGGUUGUGCUUUCCCUUAUUUUCAUUUUAGAAAGUAAUGUUAUAUAACAAAGUGUCAAAACGACAUAGGAAGACACUUGAGAUGAUCAGUUGGAAUUGUACCCAAAAAGCACUGAGUCCUGUUGCACCAUGUGAAAGGAAUAGUUCAUAUAAUAUAAGAUUCAAAUCAUGUCACGAUGUUUGCUGAAGUUGAAACCCUAAGCAGUUUGAAUAAUUUUGACAUCACAUACAUUAACAUACAGCACGUAAAGGUUACAUCCUGAGUGAUUCGUAUUGGCCCACCAGUAUCUGAUACCUGAUGCUGUGCUUCAAACAAGAAGUCUAUUUAUGGCUGCCCUCUCCAAUGAUGAGCAAAAGACAUUUUGCUUGAAGUAGGCAGAAAAGAUGUUUGUAGCGAUACAGUGAUGCUUUCCAGACUUCAAGGAGUUCAAGGGCUCAUCAAGUUUCAAAGAGAAACUAAUUAUUUUUAAAGAAUGUGAUGCUUAUAUAUUCUUGCAGUGUUCAAAAUGUGCAGACGGAAUAAAAGCACUGGACUUGGAAACAGGAAAAGCAAGGAAAGAGAUUGCUUAAGCAAAUGGUGAAUUAAGGAUGAGUUUAGGAAAAGCAUUUAUUCCAUCUGCCAUUGAAAACUGAAAUUUCAAAGUGAUGUACAUGACUGAUUAAAUAAUCCAGGAGUGCGGUUUCUAAUCCCAUAACCUACAGUGUGUGUAUGUGCGUGUGUAUGUGUGUGUGUUUGUAAAUAUUUUCCUUCUAUUGCAGCUUGUUUGUCUUUUCUCUCAUGUCCCUUUCAUUACAUAGUAAAGGGGGGUGUUUAAGAAUUAUAAUUGACCAGAUCUCGAUGGGUUUUUAGCAGUCUAUUUGCAAGUGUGACUGAGCCAUUCCCCAAAUCCCUGGCCCAAACACAUAAUGCUGAUCCCAACCAAAAUAUUCAGAGAUUAUAUCAAUAAAGAGACAUGCUCUCUAAAACAAGGCUCAAGAACCAGAUGUCAAUACUAAUUUCUAGAAAUAAUAUAAAAGAAACGUAAGAUCAUAAGAUUUUCUUCACUUUUUCAAUUCAUCUUUUAAUUUGUAAAGAAAUAAUUAUAUGAAGAUGUAUUUUAUGUCAUUGGUAGUAAAUAAAUACUGAUUAUUUUUUU